UUAGACGUUUCCAACGGCCCGUGGCUGGCUCAACUUACAAACUUCUGGGCUAUCUCCAGUUUCAAUUAAUUAUUCUCUUCUCUUCUGUUGCUUGCCGAGCAUAAGUCUGGUCUUGCUUGUUGAGUGAUGAGUAAUCGUUGUUGAUCAACUUGGGAUUCCACCAGAGUACAAGUGCACCACUACAUCCGCUAUGUCUAAAGUUGAUGUCACAUCAGGGAUGGUUCAUCGCGGACCUGUCAAAAACCGAUCCUGUACAGACAUUGCCUGCCUCAUCAUCUUUAUUGCUUUCCUCGUUGGUUGGGGCAUCAUUGGCUUCUAUGGAUUCACUCUGGGGGAUCCGCAAAGGCUUCUCCAUCCAACGGAUAGCAAUGGACGAAUAUGUGGCGUCGACGAGACACUGAAGGAUAAACCGUAUUUGUUCUAUUUUGAUCUGACACGCUGUGCCGACCCGUCUAUCUUAAUUAAAGGAUGUCCCACGCCGCAGGUUUGCGUCAAGACUUGCCCCACGGAAAACUUUAUGGCCAUAGCUGCAGCCGCCCAAAUUGGAGAAGCCCUAACGAAAACCAAAUUAAUAUGCAAAGAAAAUGUUACAGUUAGCCGAAUGAGCGUCAAAGAGCUCGUAGAUAAUGGCCAUUGCGCUAGCUACUAUCUUCAGAGUGAACCGAUCACCGGCAGAUGUAUUCCAUCACUUACCAACAUGUCAGACUCUGUAAUCUUCUCAAAUUCCAUUACCCGACAGCUCGAGGUACCAAUCGAAGAAAUAAUCAACGGUACCAUAGGCUUAGCACAGCUUUUGAAUGCUGGACAGACGUUUGACCGCAUUUUCCAAGACUACUCCGAGACGUGGUGGAUUAUAUUGAUUGGACUGGCCAUUUCUAUGAUAAUAUCUCUUUUCUGGAUUGUCUUGAUGAGAUUCGCUGCUGGUCCGAUGGUUUGGCUGUCAAUUAUCGGCAUUUUAGCUCUGCAAGGAGUCGGUUUCUGGUAUUGUUUUACACGCUACACGGAGUUAAAAGAUAUGCCUGGAGCCAGCAAUCAAACUCUAGCACAAAUUGCAUUCACCACCAAUCUGGGAACUUAUUUGGAAUUAAGAGAAACUUGGCUGGCCUUUCUUAUUAUUCUGGGCAUUUCUAUGACAGUGAUCGUCUUAAUGCUCAUCUUUUUACGUAACCGUAUCCGCAUCGCUAUCGCCCUCAUCGGCCAUGCCAGCAAGGCUGUUGGUAAUAUUAUGAGCACUCUGCUCUUCCCUAUAUUUCCAUGGGUGUUCCAGGUCCUCGUCAUUGGCUAUUUUGCUGCUGUUGCUCUUUACGCAGCCUCCAUAGGCAAAUCCACUUUCAAAGUAGUUGGCCCGGACAAUACGACGAACAUCAAUUGCAGUUGCACCUCAGUGAUUGAUUCAUUAGGGACUUGCAUUCCGCUCGGAUUUGAGCAAAUAUGUAACAGUCAAUGUCCUGGAUCUACCUGUAGAUUCUUCGAAACUGGUGGCAAUUACUACGUGACAGUCUUGCAGAUCUACAAUCUAUUUGGCUUAUUUUGGGGCUUGUUUUUCGUCUCCGCAUUAGCUGAAAUUGUUUUGGCCGGUGCCUUUGCCUCUUGGUACUGGGCAUUCAACAAACCUCGUGAUGUACCCGCCUACCCGUUGACCAACAGCUUCUUCAGGGCUAUUUUCUAUCAUUUAGGUACUGUCGCCUUUGGCUCUCUGAUUAUCGCUAUUAUCCGUUCGAUCCGCGUCCUGCUGGAAUACCUGGACAGGAAAGUACGUGAAUAUUCGGACACUUGUUGCAGCCGUACCAUGAUGUGCUUGUGCAAAUGCUGUUUCUGGAUGCUAGAAACGUUUAUGCGAUUCGUGAAUCGCAAUGCCUACGUCUUAUGUGCAAUAAAUGGAACGAGUUUCUGUCAAUCGGCAUCGGAUGCGUUUUCGCUUCUUUUGCGUAACGUUGCGCGCGUAGCAGUGCUGGACAAGGUGACGGACUUCCUCCUGUUUCUCGGCCGAUUGGUUAUCGUCACAGCGAUGGGCAUUUUAUCCUUCUACGUCUUCACAAACCGGAUUCAUUACAUCAAUGAAUACAUACCACCAACCAAUUACUACAUGGUUCCAAUUAUCACUACCAUACUGGGGGCGUAUUUCAUUUCCGGCCUGUUUUUCAGCGUCUAUACCAUGGCCAUUGACACCAUCUUCCUCUGCUUCCUUCAAGACACGGAAAUUAACGAUGGAUCCCCUGAGAAACCGUUUUACAUGUCUCAAGAAUUAAUGGAAAUUCUUGGGAAAAAGAACAAACUAUAAAGCUAUGCUGGGUCAUGUUUGCGUUCUUGUUUUCUCCGUUGUCUUUUAAAUUCAAGCUGCACAAGAUUCUUUGGAAACGUCGAAAAGGUCCGAGGAACUUCGUUGUGUCCAUUGGGAGGAAUGCUAACGUUGGCACAUUUCUCUUGCCUUAUUACAUUGUUGUUCAUAUGUUAUCCUCAUUUAUAUUAAUCUAGAAGUGAGCGAUGCGUUUAAUGUCUACCAUUUCAUAUUGCCAUUCGCAUUUCGCGUAUUACCCGGGGUGCCAUAAUGUCAUGUUGGC
This is a messenger RNA of Daphnia carinata, 2561 nucleotides long. RefSeq names its product choline transporter-like protein 2. Lineage: Eukaryota; Metazoa; Arthropoda; Branchiopoda; Diplostraca; Daphniidae. Gene Ontology annotation, biological process: transmembrane transport. Gene Ontology annotation, molecular function: transmembrane transporter activity. Bases 191 to 2281 code for a protein of 696 amino acids. The transcript has 12 exons. Gene Ontology annotation, cellular component: membrane. The record is from RefSeq and is a predicted model, not a curated record.